Molecule: messenger RNA, 2921 nt
Organism: Cladophialophora immunda
Lineage: Eukaryota; Fungi; Ascomycota; Eurotiomycetes; Chaetothyriales; Herpotrichiellaceae
Exons: 6
Coding region: 70-2883 (937 amino acids)
Source: RefSeq, a predicted model, not a curated record
GCUUUUCUGCGGUUGAAAACAUUCUCAAACACUCAGACAAGAGUACAGCUCAAAGGCUCGCUUGCUAAAAUGGCGAGCGACUCGGAGAAGAGUUCGACCUACGAUGAUGUCGAAGAAAUGAAUGAAGGCGAAGCUGCAGCGUACAACUUCAAACAAACUCUCUUCGACCGCAUCCAAGAAAUCCAAGCGACAGGAUCCUAUGCAACUGGCAAUGUUCUUCAAUCCGUUCCAAUUCCAGGCAUCUGCGUGGAUGGCGGCGAGCCUAUUGCCAUUCCGCUCUCAAAAGAAGCAGCUGAAGACCUCGCUAAGAAAAGUGACAAGGCACCCUUCGGCAAGCGCAGACAAACGGUCGUAGACGAGACAGUGAGAAAGACGCUGCAGAUCGGCGCAGAGAGAAUCAGCUUCAAGAACCCACAAUGGAACGCGUUCGUCAACACACUUGUCCAGCGUGUUGUUGAGGAGCUUGGAGUACCACCUGCUCCUAAAGGUCCCACUGUCCAUGCCGAGCUAUACAAGAACCUUCUCUACCCGCCGGGAGCCAUGUUCAAGCCUCACAAAGAUACCGAGAAGGAUCCGCGCAUGUUUGCAACCCUCGUCAUUUGCCUCCCUUCGGAACAUACUGGCGGUACUGUCUGCUUGCAGCACGGGGAUGCUUCAAUAGAAUUACCUACCGCUGAGACGUCGGCGUUCAACUACUACUACCUUGCUUGGUACACAGAUGUCACCCACGAGGCAAGUCAUAUCAAGCCAGUCCAGACAGGAUACCGAUGGGUUCUUACGUAUAACCUCAUCAUGGGUGACAGGAAAUCUUGCCUAUCGGCCUCGACGCUGGAUUCUCAGACCGAAAAUCUAGUACAAGCUCUGUCAUCGUGGGAGAAGCUAGAGUAUAAGCCAGAUUUCCUUCUUUAUCCUCUCGAUCAUCAGUACACACCGAGGAACUUGCGUCUUUCCAGCCUGAAAGGCUUCGAUUACCAACGCGCUCGCUGUCUUGCAGACAGCUGUGACCGGCACGGCGAAUUCAACUUGCUUCUUGCCCAGUACAAUAAGUCCAAGACUUGGGAUAACGAUGAAGGGGGUGAAGAAGACAUGACUCGCAGGACCUAUCUGGACAACGUCUGCAGCCUCGAGGGCUUCGUGCUAUCUAAUGAAACGGUGGACGUACAUAAGUCUACGCUUUUGGUCCCUAUCAACUAUCACGACAGAGACCCGGACUACCGCGCCGGUGGAGAAUAUAUGGGAAAUCAACAUCAAGAGAUGGAGGAAAACUACGAGGAUAUGGUGCUUGUUAUUGUUCGGACAGUAUGCAUUGACGUCCCCCUCUUUGACAGCAAAAACUCUCCUCAAAUUGCGAACAAGGUCAUGACGCAUUUACUGAGGAGUGUCAACGACAACGCCAGGGCGACGCUGCAAACGAUACUUGUUCGUCUCUGGCGCGUCAUCUUGGAUGAGAGGAUUGCCGCCAAAGAGGCGAACGACGUGUACCUUGGUUACGUCGCAGUCACUAGUGCGUCUCUCGGGGAUUGGCCUAUCUUCAAGGAAGCACAAAAGAACACUCGCAAAGCCUGGGACAUGGGCUCCUGGUCCGCACUCGGUGGACUGAUUGAUCUCCAAGAUGGCUCAGUUGACGCAAACGACAUAUAUAAUUGCAUGGUCCAGUGUGAGAACUUGCGUCUUGUUUACCAAUUUCUAACCCGAUUCUACAACGGGUUCUGUUCAUCCAACAUUCGCCGAAAAGACCCAGCAAAGGCGGAGUACUGGAAGCAGUGGUACAGCGACAGCCUGAUUAGGACGCUUAAUGGGUGCAAGAAUUGUACGGGAAAAGAUGACGCUGUUACAAUCAAAGAAAUUAUUUUGGACCUUGAUGUCAAAUACACAUCAUCACAGCAAAAUGAAGUAGACAAGGCAGUCAUGAAUCUUGUUGAUCACUUCAAAGACAACAAGACGUUCGUGAAUGCGCUGACAGUCGAGCUCCUCCUUGUACUAUCGAAGCCGGAUAGUGCCCGGACAGAUUUCCUUCGCCGCGUAUUCGAUGUAAUUUUGGAAGCCGCAAUCUCGACAUUCGACCUUGAACUCUACUAUGCAUACGCCUAUCCUGUGCUAUUCUACCAGGGCUACUCUGACACACUCAUUCGAGAUUUCUACAGCCAGGCAUUGGCGCAUAGCGAGGACUCAGCUUUUGAUCUGUUGCGGCAGUUUUCAAGCCAGGCUUCCAAGGCCAGCAAGGACACAGUGUCGAAGAUUCUAUUGUCGGUGAUGAAACAAUUACUUCCAUCGGUAGAUACAGGUUCCCCAGAGGUGCAGACUUGCUUUCAACUGCUCGUGGAAGCCUACAUUACCCAGACCGUGGGCAAGGAGCCGCUAAAGCCAGAGCCAGAAGACUGGGCUCGCCCGGAGGAAGUGCACGAGUGCUGGUCCGGGUGUGAGAGGUGUCCACAGCUGAACGCCUUCGUCAAGGACCCCAAAGCGAAGGAAGAAACGAUAGCCAUGAGCGACAGUUGCCAAAGACAUCUCAAAUAUUACUUUAAGUAUCUCGAGUUUGAGAAAGGGAACCGCGAGGGUGAAGUCCGUAUCACAAAGACGCUGAGAGGAUGGGAAAGAGGCCACGAAGACUGGGAGUCCAAGGCUAAAAGGGUACAAGAGCAGCUCCGAGACAUGCCAAAAGAGUUGAAAGAAGCACUCGGCGACAAGUACGACACGCUGAUGGCACUCGACCUGAUCAGGAUUGACAGGAGCAUUGCCGAAGAAGGUGGGAUCAGCCAAGCUUCUGACAAGACCCAGCCAUCCACGAGACCGAAACGCUCGCGUGAAAAGGACGCGCAAGACACUGAGCCGAAGAGGACUUCGAAGCGUACGCGACGUGGGGGAGCAGAAGUCGAAGGCUGAGAGAUGGAAAGAAGGCGAAGGGGAAUGGUGACUGACGG